Molecule: messenger RNA, 1134 nt
Organism: Orycteropus afer afer
Lineage: Eukaryota; Metazoa; Chordata; Mammalia; Tubulidentata; Orycteropodidae
Gene: TACR2
Product: tachykinin receptor 2
Exons: 5
Coding region: 1-1134 (377 amino acids)
Biological process (GO): positive regulation of flagellated sperm motility; G protein-coupled receptor signaling pathway
Cellular component (GO): plasma membrane; sperm midpiece
Molecular function (GO): substance K receptor activity
Source: RefSeq, a predicted model, not a curated record
AUGGGGGUCUGUACCGUCUUGAUUGACACCAACAUCACAAGCAUCAACACCACAGGCAUCACAGCCUUCUCCAUGCCCAGCUGGCAGCUGGCACUGUGGGCCUCAGCCUACCUGGCCCUGGUGCUGGUGGCCGUGACAGGCAAUGCCACGGUCAUCUGGAUCAUCCUGGCCCAUCAGAGGAUGCGCACAGUCACCAGCUACUUCAUUGUCAACCUGGCCCUGGCUGACCUCUGCAUGGCUGCUUUCAACGCUGCCUUCAACUUUGUCUAUGCCAGCCACAACAUCUGGUACUUUGGCCGUACCUUCUGCUACUUCCAGAACCUCUUCCCCAUCACAGCCAUGUUUGUCAGCAUUUACUCUAUGACAGCCAUCACCGCUGACAGGUACAUGGCCAUCGUCCACCCCUUCCAGCCUCGGCUCUCAGCCCUUGGCACCAAAGCAGUUAUUGCUGGCAUCUGGCUGGUGGCUCUGGCCCUCGCCUUCCCCCAGUGCUUCUACUCCACCAUCACCAUGGAACAGGGUGCCACCAAGUGCAUUGUGGCCUGGCCCGAAGACAGCAAAGGCAUGACACACCUCCUGUACCACCUCGCAGUGAUCGCCCUCAUCUACUUCCUUCCCCUUAUGGUGAUGUUCGUCGCUUACAGCGUCAUCGGCGUCACACUCUGGAGGCGCGCGGUCCCUGGGCAUCAGGAGCACGGCGCCAGCCUGCGCCACCUUCAGGCGAAGAAAAAGUUUGUGAAGACCAUGGUGCUGGUGGUGGUGACAUUUGCUGUCUGCUGGCUGCCCUACCACCUCUACUUCAUCCUGGGCAACUUCCAAGAGGACAUCUACUGCCAUAAGUUCAUCCAGCAGGUCUACCUGGCCCUCUUCUGGUUGGCCAUGAGCUCCACUAUGUACAAUCCCAUCAUCUAUUGCUGCCUCAACCGCAGGUUUCGCUCUGGAUUCCGACUUGCUUUCCGCUGCUGCCCAUGGGUCACACCAACUGAGAGAGAUAAGCUCGAGCUGACUCACACUCCAUCCCUCUCCAUGAGGGUUAAUAGGUGUCACACUAAAGACACUUUGUUCAUGGCCCCUUCCGAGGCUACCAAUGGGCAACCUGAGAGUGGCCAAGAUGAGGUGCUCAUGGAACCCUGA